This is a messenger RNA of Cottoperca gobio, 1609 nucleotides long. RefSeq names its product myeloid associated differentiation marker a (gene myadma). The coding region runs from base 227 to 1039 and encodes 270 amino acids. The transcript is spliced from 2 exons. The record is from RefSeq and is a predicted model, not a curated record. Lineage: Eukaryota; Metazoa; Chordata; Actinopteri; Perciformes; Bovichtidae. Gene Ontology annotation, cellular component: membrane.
GGCCAAUGUGGGGCGUGGGAUACAUUCUGCUGUGCGGAGGAGAGCGGGGGAUGAGUCUCCAAGUACGCACGGAUUUACAGGAACUUUAAGCUUAAGACAAAAACGUGGAAGACAACUCGAAUAUGUGACAUCAGAGUGUGUGACAAGCAGCCAACACAGGACCUCACGUUCAGAAUUAAAGACUUUAAGAAGCCACCUUCCACUCCUGACUGACUGACGUCCCAUAAUGCCGCUGAUCGUGUUCCCCACCUCCCAGCUGCUGUGGGUGCGUGUGGCUGCCCUGCUGUUCACCUGCGUGGCGUUCAGUGUCUCAGCACAUGGGUCUUCACUGUACUACAGCAGCAUGGCUGACUGGUGCAUCUUCUGCUGGGCGUUCAGCUUCGCCUGCACCCUCCUGGUCCUGCUGGUGGAGCUGUUCGGCCUCCAGGCUCGAGUCCCGGUGUCCUGGACCAAUUUCCCCAUCACUAUCGCUUCCUACGCCACCCUCCUCUGCCUCUCUGCCUCUGUCAUCUACCCACUUUUUUUCAUCAAGAACCAGCCCAGCUACGGCGAGGCUCGCAACUAUCGCAUCGCCGCCACCGUCUUCUCCUGCCUGGCGGCCGUAGCCUACAUGGGGGAGGUGAGCCUGACUAAGGCGAGGCCGGGAGAGGUGGCAGGUUACAUGGCUACGGCUCCCGGCCUGUUGAAGGUGUGCCAGACCUUUGUGGCCUGUGUUAUCUUCAUCCUGGUCAGCGACCCUGUGUCGUAUAACCAGCACGCAGCGCUCAAGUGGUGCAUGGCGGUGUACUGCAUCUGCUUCAUCCUGUCCAUGGCCGUGGUGGUGCUGUGCGUGGGCGAGCUCACCGGCUAUCUCCCCAUCCCCUUCUCCAAGUUCCUGUCAGCUUACGGGCUCCUGGCGGUUAUCAUGUACUUCACGGCUACGAUCAUCUGGCCCGUGUUCCAGUUUGACAAACAGUACAGAGGUGGAAGCGGACCGUCGUCGAAACUUGAUCGCCGUGGCGGUGCUCACUGCUCUCAACUUCCUGCUUUACCUCGCUGACCUGGCCUACACCGCCAGACUGGUGUUUGUCAGUGCCUGAGAGGAAAAGAGAUGAAGCGUUGAGGGAUGACGAGCAGAAAUAUACGACUCUUCCCUUUAGUGUCUAAUUGUGAAAUGCUGAAAUGAGAAGUAUUGUUGGUAUAAAGAAAGAAAAGUCACGUACAGUAGCCUUUGUAUGUUUUUACAUGUUUGCAGAUAUCUGCAAUGGCAGUGUUUUAGCUCUAAUGUGAAUUGUCCUGUGCUAAAUGUGCAACACAAGUAUUACGUGAACAAAGUGGGACUUUACAUGAUGAUAUGACAAAAACAAAGUCAUCUGUCAAUGCUGUUAAAAUCCACUGAAGUCAACACACUGGAUCAGCACGAGAGACGUUUAUGAACGAGAGAAGAAAUGUAGUAUUUGCUGUAUGAGACACACCUCUUCUUCACAACCCAACAAAUUACUCCUUCAAUAUCUUUCUUAUUAUCGUUGGUUCAUUAGAAAAAGAAGAAUUUAAGUAUCAGUAUUAAAACAUUUGAAAGAAUGUCAUUUGAGCAAAUAUUUAGUGAAACAAAUAAAUGUGUGUGUCGUGA